Culicoides brevitarsis is the source of this 1603-nucleotide messenger RNA. RefSeq names its product serine protease snake-like. Gene Ontology annotation, molecular function: serine-type endopeptidase activity. Bases 184 to 1371 code for a protein of 395 amino acids. The transcript is spliced from 5 exons. Lineage: Eukaryota; Metazoa; Arthropoda; Insecta; Diptera; Ceratopogonidae. The record is from RefSeq and is a predicted model, not a curated record. Gene Ontology annotation, biological process: proteolysis.
UCGUCGUUUUGUUCGUUUCGAAGAAUAAUUUUUUUGUGUCAACUUUAAAUUUAAUUAAAAAAGAGGAAAAAAAAAUAUUGACACAUUUAAUAAAUCUAUGUCAAUGUUGACUUAUCAUUAAAAUAGUUCACAAUAUUUAUUCAACGAAUUUUAGUGAAAAAAAAAAACAAAACAACAAAAAAAAUGACAAUCCUCGUCUCUGUGAUUUUAUUAUCAGCGAUUUUUGGAGUACAAGGUCAAGGCAUAGGUGACCGUUGUAUCGUGCAGUAUAAUCGACAAGCUGGAACCUGUAAAGCUGUCGCAAAUUGCCCAAAAGUCUUGCAAGAUUAUCGAAAUCGAGGAAUUCAACCGACACUUUGUGGAUGGGCUGGUUUCACGCAAAUCGUUUGUUGUCCGGGAGCUGCUCCAAUUCCAGUGACGACAACAACAACAACGACGACGACAACUACGCAGAGACCUACGACGACAAAAGUUCCCACAGCGAACAGGACUUACACGACUAAAAGUGCUCAAAAUUGUGCCAGAUAUCAAGAAUACGUUUAUGAAUACGUGAAAUUUGGUGCUUUGGUCGAUGGCGGUGACGUCAAUAAGCGUAAAGUUGAUCGCUGUGGUCAUAAAACUGUGGCGUUGAUUGUUGGAGGUGAAGCUGCCAAGCCGAGAGAAUUUCCUCAUAUGGCUUUGAUUGGAUAUGGCGAACCCGAUGCGAUCGAAUAUUUAUGCGGCGGAUCUUUAAUUUCGGAAAAUUUCGUUCUUUCGGCGGGACAUUGUGCUUCGGGGCGUGCGGGACCUGCAGCGUACGUGCGUUUAGGGGAAUUUGACAAAUAUCGUACUGACGAUGAUGCUCGCGUUGAAGAUUUUAACAUAAUUCAGGUCAUUCCGCAUCCCGCUUAUAAAAGUAGUUCGCAAUAUAAUGACAUUGCGCUGUUUAAAUUGGAUAGAAAUGCGAAGUUAAGUCCUUAUGUUCGUCCUUUGUGUUUGCCUGAUAAAAGGGAGAUCAAGGAAAGAAAGGCAAUCGCAUCCGGUUGGGGUCGCAUUGGAUGGACCGAUGAUCUUUCGGAGCAACUUUUGAAAGUAACUCUUGACUUUUUCCCGCACGACGAAUGCGCUGAAAGUUACGGCACAAAUCGCAAACUCCCGAACGGCAUUAUGGAAAAUCAACAACUUUGCGCGGGAUCUCAUGACGACAACAAAGACACGUGCGAAGGCGAUUCUGGAGGUCCUUUGCAAGUUUUCCAUCCGGAUCUUUACUGCAUGUACCAAAUUGUUGGAAUUACGAGUUUCGGAAAGGGAUGCGGACUUCAAGGACAACCCGCUGUUUAUGCGAGAGUUUUUGAGUUUGUGCCAUGGAUCGAAAGUGUAGUUUGGCCUUAAAAAAUCUAAUAAAAAUUAUUUUUAACGAAUGACAAUAAAGAAGAAUUUUUUUUCAUUUUAGAAAAAGUUUUUCGCGAAAUAAAGAUAAAAAUAGAAGAUAACACAAUUGAGUCUCGAUAACUACUUUAAACUUAGUCAUUGAAAAAAAAAACAAGAAUUAAAGACGACGAAAUGAAGAAGACGAACUAAUUUAAUUAAAACUCUUUUCUUUUGUUUCCAUUCUUAUCCUGUU